ACUGCUGAUGCUAAUCUCAGUUUUGAUGCUCAGAUUCUUGAGGCUGCCAAGAGUAUUGCAGCUGCCACUAAGAGUCUGGUACAGUCGGCUAGAGCCACACAACGUGAACUGACAGAGCAAGGGAAGGUCUCCCUUGGAACUGUCCCUGCUGAUAGUCAGUGGUCUGAUGGACUCGUGUCUGCUGCCAAGUUAGUAGCUGAGUCCACUAGUCAGCUAUGUGAAGCAGCUAAUGAUGUUGUUCAAGGUGAAGGAGAUGCUCAGGAAGGAAGGCUCAUUGGAGCUGCUAAAGCAGUUGCUGCUACUACCGUACAGCUCCUUCAUGCUGCUCAAGUUAAGGCUGAUGCCCACUCUGAGAAUAACAAGAGGCUACAAAGAGCUGGUCAGCAGGUUAAGAAAGCUACAGAGGCACUUGUGAAGGCAGCUCAAGACUCAGUUGAUAGUGCAAAGGAAAGAUCAGUUGAUGCCUUUGGAAGAUCAAUUGGACCCAAUGAGAAAGGUCCAACUAGCGAGGUUGUUAAGAUGAAGCGUGAGAUAGAAGCACAGGCAAGGAUUGUUGCAAAACAAAAGGAAUUAGAGCAACUUCAUGAAGAACUAGUCAGGAUCCGCCGUAAGAAAUGAGCAACGAAAGAAACUUUAAAAAUAAUAGUACCCACCUUUAUUAUUAUUAUUAUUAUUAUUAUUAUUAUUAUUAGUGUUAUUGCCAGUCAGCAGUAAUUAUUAUAAUAAUGAUAAUUAGUUAUUAUUAUGAUUAUUAUUAUUAUUGAAUUUGUUUGUUGUUUGUUGUUUUAAGGACUAAUAAUGAGAGAAUUAAUUACAAACAGUUUUAGUACAUGACUAUUAAUAAUGUGUUUCAGUCUAUUUUUUUUCUAUCGUUUGUCGUUUAAAAAUACUAAAAUUAAAUCAAA
Molecule: messenger RNA, 905 nt
Organism: Amphimedon queenslandica
Lineage: Eukaryota; Metazoa; Porifera; Demospongiae; Haplosclerida; Niphatidae
Product: talin-2-like
Exons: 4
Biological process (GO): actin cytoskeleton organization; cell-cell adhesion
Cellular component (GO): plasma membrane; focal adhesion; cytoplasm
Molecular function (GO): integrin binding; actin binding
Source: RefSeq, a predicted model, not a curated record